This is a messenger RNA of Populus euphratica (Euphrates poplar), 611 nucleotides long. Its product is annotated as Aconitase family protein. The record is from RefSeq and is a predicted model, not a curated record. The transcript has 2 exons. Bases 53 to 304 code for a protein of 83 amino acids. NCBI's taxonomy places the organism in Eukaryota, Viridiplantae, Streptophyta, Magnoliopsida, Malpighiales, Salicaceae.
AGCAGUGAUUGCCAAGAGUUUUGAGAGAAUUCAUCGCAGUAAUUUAGUGGGAAUGGGAAUUAUUCCACUCUGUUUCAAGGCCGGUCAGGAUGCAGACACACUAGGAUUGACUGGCCAUGAGCGCUAUUCUAUUGACCUUCCAAGUAACAUCGAUGAGAUAAGACCUGGCCAAGAUGUGACUAUCACAACUGACAAUGGGAAAUCCUUCAUAUGCACAGUUCGCUUCGACACUGAGGUGGAAUUGGCUUAUUUCAAUCACGGAGGCAUUCUUCAAUACGCUAUUAGGAAUUUGAUGAAGCAGUGACUACUCCAUCACUGCCCCCGGCCUCCCUCCCUCCCUCCCUGAGAAUAAAAAUCUUAAUAAUAGGAAAUGUGAGUCAUUUGUUUUGUCACUUCAAUGCCUGACAUGAUUGUCGGCCAAAGGAUAACUUCUAGCAAUUUGAUUCUUUUGUGUUGCUGAUUUGCUUGAAACCACCCCGGUGAAUUUCAUGGUUAUCAGAACAUCCUUUGAGAAAAAUAAAAAAAUAAAAAAAUUGCUUCUGGCAAUUUGCGCAGCGGAUGCUAUGACAGUUACAGUAGCUUUUACUGUAAUUGAGAAACUGCACAUCAUU